Messenger RNA from Chiloscyllium plagiosum (whitespotted bambooshark), 1347 nucleotides. It is a transcript of the gene zcrb1, whose product is annotated as zinc finger CCHC-type and RNA binding motif 1. Gene Ontology annotation, cellular component: U12-type spliceosomal complex. The record is from RefSeq and is a predicted model, not a curated record. Lineage: Eukaryota; Metazoa; Chordata; Chondrichthyes; Orectolobiformes; Hemiscylliidae. Gene Ontology annotation, molecular function: RNA binding; zinc ion binding. Gene Ontology annotation, biological process: mRNA splicing, via spliceosome.
GCGGAGAAUCUGGGAUAUGUGUUUCCCCCGCUUUUUCCGCAAGACAGCUUCAAAUCUCGCGCGACGUGGAGAGGGCGAAGGGAUCGACAGCUGCAACAUGGCGGCCGAGGUGUUGUGUUGUGAACAGAGUCAUCUCAAAAUGUGAAGGGAGCUACCUGACUGUGCUGGGGGAAACUUUAAACAAGGGGGGAAAGUUUUCCAGUUGUCUGUGGAAAGAGGAAUUUCGGAUUUUAAAAAAAUGAGUGGUGGAUUGGCACCAAGCAAAAGCACAGUAUAUGUAUCCAACUUGCCAUUUUCACUGACGAAUAGUGAUCUGCACAAGAUUUUUUCCAAGUAUGGCACAGUGGUCAAAGUUACGGUGUUGAGGGAUAAAGAUUCCAGGAAAAGUAAAGGUGUGGCAUUUGUUCUGUUUCUGGAUAGAGAAUCAGCGUACAACUGUACGAGAGCACUUAACAACAAGCAAUUGUUUGGCAGAACAGUGAAAGCAAGUAUUGCAGUUGACAAUGGAAGAGCAUCUGAAUUCAUAAGAAGGCGCAAUUACACCGACAAAUCUAGAUGUUAUGAAUGUGGUGAUUAUGGCCAUUUGAGUUAUGCAUGCCCAAAAAAUAUGCUUGGAGAGCGAGAACCUCCUAAAAAGAAAGAGAAAAAGAAAAAGAAAAAAAUCAGUGAGCCAGAAGAAAUUGAGGAGGAGGAGCAGCAGGAAGAAAGUGAAGAUGAAGGAGAAGAUCCUGCCCUUGAAAGUUUGAGUCAAGCUAUUGCUUUUCAGCAAGCAAAAAUUGAGGAGGAAGAGCUUAGACGUAAACAGACUGCUGGUGAUGCAAGUGAAUGUUCAACAUCUGAACUGUCGAAACGUCCACGAAUAAAAAAGAGUGCAUAUUUCAGUGAUGAAGAGGAGCUGAGUGAUUAAUUUUUUUUGUAACAAUGAGUACACAUGUAUUUAAAUGGAGAAUUGGUGUUAAAAAUAAAAUUCCAGAUUAUUUUAAAUGACGGUUCGUGGCUCUUGAACUACUGAAAACGUUGAAAAUAUGUGGACUGGAUAUUUUAAUACUUUUUUUGUAAUAUGUGAAUUUUUCUUAAGUGCAUUCAUUAUUCAUUGUUAUUACUGCAAACCUCCAAACUGGUUGGGGAUUUUGAAGAUGCAUGCAAGUAGUUUUGAACUGUAACUGUCUGCACAACUCUUUGCACAUCAAUAGUUAAUGAAGAUCUUUUUUUCCUCUGUUAUAGCCACAUUCAGCUAUAGACUUGGAACUGUCCAACUCACUAAGACAACAAUCUAACAGUGGUUAGCACUGCUGCCUCACAGCACCAGGGUCCCAGGUUUGAUUCCAGCCUCGGGCAACUGUCUCU